This is a messenger RNA of Mucor velutinosus, 2598 nucleotides long. Its product is annotated as 26S proteasome regulatory subunit 6A. Gene Ontology annotation, biological process: diacylglycerol catabolic process; arachidonate metabolic process. The record is from RefSeq and is a predicted model, not a curated record. Gene Ontology annotation, molecular function: lipase activity. The coding region runs from base 1 to 2598 and encodes 865 amino acids. Lineage: Eukaryota; Fungi; Mucoromycota; Mucoromycetes; Mucorales; Mucoraceae. The transcript has 3 exons.
AUGGCAGGGCAGUUAACAUCACCAGCUGCUACCAGUAGCAUUCACGACAUAAACCAUGCCAUAGACGGCACCUUGCUCUCAGAGAACGUCGCCAAUAUGGUCACAGCAGUAUCACUUGCAACUAGAGUUUCCUUGCGAUGCUCAUCGAUCUUUUUUGAUGCCAUGUUUGAAGCUGCAAAAUACGGCACAUCAAUCUCUCUGGGGAUAUCAAGAAAUGCAUUGACAAAUGCGCUUUCCACCGCAAAGAAUUUGCAUGCAAACACACAGAACAAGAUCACAUCUGGGACAUCUGUUUUACAUGAAAAGGCAGACGACAGUUUAUUUGUUCAGGUGCUCGAGAAAUAUACCAACAUAGGAUUGUACCUUGUCAGUCAUACGUUUUCCUUAGCUGAAUUGUUUGCCAUGUCAGGGUUGCAGUUCACAUCGAGGACUAUCCAAUCCAGUUUGAAGGCAGCUGAGGAGUCAGUGCGAAUCAUUGACGGCAUUUUUGGAUCAAACGACACAUCGCGCGCUAUAGCUUCUAUUAUCGCUCUUGUGCACCGAGAGUUGGUGCAAGAUCCAGAGUUUGGGUUAGCAAAGGCUGGCAAGUUGGCUAUAUUAACUGGAUUAACAAAGGCCUUAACAGCAUUUGCGGUUCUGCAAAACGUGACACAUAAACGAAUGAUGAAACAAAUUCCCAUGACAGUUUUGUGGGAAGGACUUGUUACAGAUGAAAAAGAGGAACUAGAAGAGAAAUACCAGCAAAAGAACAAAAUUAUCCAAUUCAAAAACAACAAGCAGCAAGGCAACGAGGAAAACACUCUCAUCAUACAAGAAUUAAAUGCGCUAUUGCAAUCGCAAGAAAGCAAUCAAAACGAAAAUGAAUUAAGCUUGGUUACAUCUGUGCAGAACGGCUAUAAAGUUACAACAAAAACUACUUGCACCACUACAAAGACCACCACCAUCUGCCCUCUGAAUUCGACAUUCAACAAACGCAUCAUUGUCAAAACAAACGAAGAGGAAAAUGGGUCAUACCUAGCGCUAAUGGACAAGUCAGGCAAAGAGCCGCCGAAAUUUAUACUGUCAACGCUGUCAGAAAAACGGCGAAAGCGCAAAGUGGAGCGACAAGAAGAAAAUUUUGACCAGUUGCAGAAAUCAGCAUCAGAAAAGCCAGCUUACCACCACAAGCGUAGAUUCUCAUCCCCAGAUGAUGGCCAUUUCUACUGCGAGCAGAAGAAAGAAGACUCUUUUCUAUCAAAGAAAUACAACUAUUCGACAUCUGAUCUGACAGUCAAGCAAAGACAUGCAUCCAGCAACAGCAGCAUCUUCAUGACAAGGCAAAAGAGAUCGAGUUCUAUAUCCAGCUUUUGUUCCACAUCCUCCAAAACGUUCUCCAUGACCUCAACCAACAAUACCAACAAAGUUUUGCAGAAUGAAUCGGCGCAGAUCAUCAAAAACAUCGCUCACUACAUGAGAUACGCAAGCGCAGCCUAUGGUGAAUCCUUCAUGCGCAUUCUGGGCAUUGGAGAUGUGCCUGCUGUUCUGCCCAGCUCUCAUCAUCACCAUCCAAAUCAUCAUGCUUUUGCACAUCACACUGGCAAUUCUGUUGAAGAUAUACUAUUAUCGAGCUAUACAGAUAGAUCACCACUGCAUUUACAUAAUCCUUCUAUUCAUGCACUUGUUCAUUACGUGACAGUAGAUCAUGCCGCAAAAGCAAUUGUGCUCACAUGUCGUGGUACACUCGGUCUUAGUGAUAUACUCACUGAUCUUAGUUUUGAUUACACUGAAUUCAAUCUUCCUACAGACAAGCACUCCAGAUUCAAAGCUCAUAGUGGUAUGCUGGAUGCUGCUCAAUUACUAGCCAAAGAAAAAGGAAAAGUCUAUCAGAAGAUACGUCAAGGUCUCGUUACAUACCCUGAUUACAGUUUGGUGAUGUGUGGCCACAGCUUGGGAGGUGGAGUUGCAUCUUUGCUAUGCGUACUAUGGAGUCAGAAACUAAAUGGUCAUGAGUUGAUCUUGAAAAAGAAUGGUGGAAAUCAUGACGAUAAAUUCGUUACAUCAGAUCAAUCCGGAUUACCAGCAGGAAGGCCUGUUCACUGCUAUGCUUAUGGACCUCCAGGUGUUAUGUCUCUCGAAUUAAGUCAAUACUGCAAAGGUCUGGUCACUAGCGUGGUUCACGGUAACGACAUUGUCAGCAGUCUUAGCUUGGGGCUCCUGAAGGACUUUAAGAACGUAGCUACCAGUUUGCAUGCAGAGGCUGACGUAGCAGAAGAAAUUAUAUCUCGUGUUGUUGGAAGGCUCCAAAAGAAAAGAAAUUCCUCACAACAAUCAAAAGAAAAUAUAGAAGAUGAAUUUAAUGAAGAUGAUCAAUGGUUCUGGGCAAUGAUCAAGACAAUGAGAGCUGAUAUGACCGCAGAAAAGAUGUAUCCACCAAGUUCAGUCUACCUAAUAGAAACAGUUCCACAUGUAAAGCAACAGCACAAAGUUGCACUUUCAAGAUGUGAAGAUGUAAAGGCCAGAUUCUCUGAAAUUGUUUUUUGUCGAACCAUGUUCAUGGAUCAUUCUCCACUGAUGUACGAACGAGCUAUUAGAAAGCUGUGUCGAGGAUAUACCGCAUAG